CCGAACCGAGAGCGAAACCCGAGACCGUUUUCAAAUUUCAUUUUUGCAGAAAAUUUGUGAGUUGUUGGGAUAUUUUAUAAUAUUUUAUGAUGCCACUUCCUUUGAUUAUACCGAAUGCAGUGGAGCCAAUGCAGGUGGAUGCUCAGCCUGAAGAUAAUGAGAACAAUGAAGAAGAUGCUUACAUCGUUGAAAACUCAUCCCUUGAUCUUGAAGUAUACGCUAACCAGUUUAUUGGGCUGGCCAAGCUGCAUCGACUCAUCUAUAUUGCCGAUCACUGCCCCGCUCUUCGCUUAGAAGCUCUCAAGAUGGCAAUAAAUUACGUUACAACGACCUAUAAUGUUACCUUAUACCAACAUUUGCAUAAAAAAUUGGCGGAUAUAGCCACUGGUAGCACUCUGCCAGAUGUAGCUGUUCAGUCUAGCUCCCAGGAUGUUCCCAGUUUUGAUGCGGCAUGGGUUGAAACCAAAAGUAAAAAAUCUGCACUAAAAUUGGAAAAAUUGGACUGCGAUCUCAAGAAUUAUAAAGCUAAUUCGAUCAAGGAAAGCAUUCGUCGGGGACACGAUGAUCUUGGGGAUCACUAUCUUAACUGUGGUGACUUGUCGAAUGCAUUGAAAUGUUAUUCGAGAGCGCGUGACUAUUGCACCAGCGGAAAGCAUGUAGUAAAUAUGUGCCUAAAUGUUAUAAAAGUAUCUAUUUAUCUGCAAAACUGGUCCCAUGUUUUGAGCUACGUUUCAAAAGCAGAGGGAACAACUGAAAUUGCAGAUACAUCUAAAGAAAAGGAUCCCAAUCAAGCCGUUGUUACUCGUUUAAAAUGUGCCGCUGGAUUAGCUGAGCUAGCUACCAGAAAGUAUAAAUCAGCAGCUAAGCACUUUUUGCAAGCCAAUUUCGAUUUGUGUGACUUUCCGGAGAUGAUUUCUACUAAUAAUGUUGCAAUGUAUGGUGGACUUUGUGCGUUAGCUACGUUUGACAGACAAGAGCUGAAAAACGUGAUUUCUAGCAGCUCGUUUAAAUUAUUUCUAGAGCUGGAACCACAGCUACGGGACAUCAUAUUUAAAUUUUACGAAUCUAAAUACGCUUCCUGCCUGAAAUUGCUGGACGAAAUAAAGGACAAUCUUCUUCUGGACAUGUACAUUGCUCCACAUGUGAACGCUCUUUAUACGCAAAUCCGCAAUAGAGCUCUAGUGCAGUACUUCAGUCCAUAUAUGUCGGCUGAUAUGCGUAAAAUGGCUACCGCUUUCAAUCGUUCAGUUGGGGCACUUGAAAAUGAAUUGAUGCAGCUUAUUCUGGAUGGGCAGAUCCAGGCACGAAUUGACUCACAUAACAAGAUUUUAUAUGCCAAAGAUGCGGACCAUCGUAGUGCAACGUUCGAAAAGGCCAUAAUUGUUGGUAAAGAGUUUCAGCGACGCUCACGCAUGCUGAUUCUUAGAGCAGCUAUGGUUAGACACCAUAUUCAUGUUAAGAAUCAACCUCGUGAGAGUAACCAUGCAACGGAAAUUCUUCCGGCUACUGGAUCUUCUUCGUCAUUAUUAGUACGCAAUUGAUUAAAUCCGAACGAGGAAGAGUUUUUUGCACGAUUCCGGAAGAAACCCAAGUAGAUGAGUCGUACUCGCACACCAUACGUUACUUGAUGGAAUUUCGAUAUUAAAUGAAAUAUAAUAAUACAGUAAUUGAUAUGUUUUAUCGAAUAAAUUUGCAACCAAGCACGUU
Messenger RNA from Sabethes cyaneus, 1707 nucleotides. It is a transcript of the gene CSN1b, whose product is annotated as COP9 signalosome complex subunit 1b. The record is from RefSeq and is a predicted model, not a curated record. NCBI's taxonomy places the organism in Eukaryota, Metazoa, Arthropoda, Insecta, Diptera, Culicidae. Gene Ontology annotation, cellular component: COP9 signalosome. The coding region runs from base 87 to 1541 and encodes 484 amino acids. The transcript is spliced from 4 exons.